AAAAGGAAAAGUUAUGUAUGAAUGUUUUAGGCACAUGUAAGAAGGUACUUCAUAUAACGACAGAGAAUCCAAUAAUUGCUUCGCUUAGGGCUUAGAAGUCCGCUAGAAAGUAACUGCUAAUAUCUUCGGUUUGAUCUCUUGUAAUUACAGCAAGGGACUAAGUUAUCUGCAUUUUGGCGCCGAUAUCCACCCUUGGCGGGAGGUGGAAGUGGCAGACAUGGGGAGGGCUCCUUGUUGCGAAAAAGUUGGGCUGAAGAAGGGGAGAUGGACGGCGGAAGAGGAUGAGAUUUUGACCAAGUAUAUUCAAACUCAUGGGGAAGGCUCCUGGAGAUUAUUGCCCAAGAAUGCAGGUAUAUACAGCCAGACCUUCUUCCUCCAUUUUUUCUGUUACUCGGUCAUGCUCAUGUUUUUGGGUUGCAUAUCGAUCGUGUACGUUUCGAAUUUCCAAGGAUUACUAAGGUGUGGGAAGAGUUGCAGACUAAGGUGGAUUAAUUACUUGAGAGCUGAUUUGAAGAGAGGGAACUUUACAGGCGAAGAGGACGAACUUCUCAUUAAAUUGCAUCAAUCCUUGGGAAAUAGGUGGUCUUUAAUCGCCAGUCACUUACCAGGGCGAACAGAUAACGAAAUAAAGAACUACUGGAACUCUAAUUUAAGUACAAAAAUGUAUUGCUUCAGAAGGCUAUCCAAUCAAAGUUUACCCGUGAUUCUGAACGUCACCGGUCGAAAGGGAAUGAAGGAUAACCGGGGCCACAGUACCAAGAAAGAAAAUAAUGGCAAUUCUUCAUCAAAUAAGCCUAUGGAGGUUUUUAUUGAUGAAGUUGUGCCAUUUCUUUCUACUCCAUCCUUGGAAAAAGAAACCUUCCCCUCGGCUGUAGAAGAUAGCAUGCACCUGGAUCCCUAUGAAGAAGAUAAUGAGAGAAGGAUCGGUGUUAUACCCAGUUCUUGUCAACACACUGGGGAUGGGGAUCGAUAUGUAGAGAAUUCAAUGCUAUGCCCUGCGGCUACUGAUAGCGUUGUUGAGAAAGAGACUGAUAUUUUCUCACUAUUCGGAAGUACUGAAAGCAGCGGGAUGCUCUGUUUUGACAACAUCUUGGACAAUGAAUUGCUACAAACAAAUGGCGAUUCCACGUUAUCCCGGUGGGGAUUGAACCAAGUCUCUGUCGACCUUGAGAAUAGUGGAGAUCUGUGUCCAAACAAACCAGCAGCUAUUAACAAGCAAGUAGAGAGUGGCGACUGUGGGACUGGGGAUUUGACUUCCUAUUUCUGCACAACAUCAUGCUUCUUUGAUGAUUGUGAAGUCAAUAAUAUUCUGGAUUGGGACUGGGAAAGGAACGAGCUUUGGGAUGAGAAUGAGUGCAUUAUGCCAUCUUGGCUGUGGGAGCUCGAUUACAAUGACAAAGACGAUAGACUUACAUUGGAAAAUAAUGACCUUGAGUUGCAUGGCUCCGCAGUUGCUUGACUAUAUGUCUCCUAAUGCGUCGCUGUUGUGUGUUUUCACUUAGAUGUGAACAGAAACAGCUAUUUUCUGUCAUUUCUUUCCUAUUCCGUUCCGUAUGGAAAGAAAAAUAAAAAUAAAAAUAAAAAUAAAAUCGAGGGUGAAAAACACUAGUUGAAGGAUCAUAUUCACGAACCUUCAACUCGUAUUACUCUUACUAUCUUUGCAGGUUGCAACAAAUCUAUCACAUUCGUUGCGUAAUUUUGUAUUUUU
Gossypium raimondii (Peruvian cotton) is the source of this 1708-nucleotide messenger RNA. Its product is annotated as transcription factor MYB7. NCBI's taxonomy places the organism in Eukaryota, Viridiplantae, Streptophyta, Magnoliopsida, Malvales, Malvaceae. The transcript has 2 exons. Bases 218 to 1459 code for a protein of 413 amino acids. The record is from RefSeq and is a predicted model, not a curated record.